Molecule: messenger RNA, 315 nt
Organism: Miscanthus lutarioriparius
Lineage: Eukaryota; Viridiplantae; Streptophyta; Magnoliopsida; Poales; Poaceae
Source: the annotation of a GenBank genome assembly
AUGUCGUCCGUCGUGGUGCCAGACCAGCCGUCGCGCCCCGUGCGCUUCGGCAUCCUGGGCUGCGCCUCCAUCGCGGGCAAGCUGGCGCGCGCCAUGCUGCUCGCGCCCGGCACAGCCGUCGCCGCCGUCAGGAGCCGCUCCGAGGAGAAGGCACGCCUCUUCGCCGCCGACAACGGCCUCGACAUCGCCACCACCCGCCUCUACGGCUCCUACGAGGUGCUCCUCGAUGACCCGGACGUGGACGCCGUCUACCUCCCGCUCCCCACCAGCCUCCACGUGCGCUGGGCCACCGCCGCCGCCGCAAGGGGCUGUUGA